Messenger RNA from Cannabis sativa, 3002 nucleotides. RefSeq names its product vacuolar protein sorting-associated protein 53 A. The coding region runs from base 256 to 2730 and encodes 824 amino acids. Lineage: Eukaryota; Viridiplantae; Streptophyta; Magnoliopsida; Rosales; Cannabaceae. Gene Ontology annotation, cellular component: GARP complex. The record is from RefSeq and is a predicted model, not a curated record. Gene Ontology annotation, biological process: retrograde transport, endosome to Golgi. The transcript is spliced from 25 exons.
CGUGGCUAACCCAUUUCUGCUUACAAUCCGUCCGUCUUUUGGCCCGUUUUCGGUUCGACCCGUUUACAGACCCCUCUCGAAUCUGAAAUUGGAGAGAUUCAGAGAGAGAGAGAGGGAGAAGCAAAACCAAACUUCACUUUCUUGUAGAUCUCCGUUCGUUCAUAUGAUCGGUUCCUCAAUUCACCACCUGUAAUGCGAUCUGAAAAUUUCCUUCUAUAUUGACCAGCCUACGGGAUUUUCAGCUAGAAAAGAGCAAUGGACAAGUCUAGUGCUUUGGAGUACAUCAACCAGAUGUUCCCCACAGAGGCAUCUUUGACUGGUGUUGAACCACUUAUGCAAAAGAUACAUAAUGAGAUUCGACGAGUGGAUACUGAAAUUUUAGCAGCUGUUCGACAGCAGAGUAAUUCAGGGACUAAAGCGAAGGAAGACCUUGCUGCUGCUACAUGUGCUGUGGAAGAACUCAUGUAUAAAAUCCGAGAAAUAAAAACCAAAGCUGAGCAAAGUGAGACAAUGGUUCAAGAGAUAUGUCGUGACAUUAAAAAGUUGGACUUCGCAAAGAAGCAUAUAACAACAACAAUUACUGCUCUUCAUCGCCUUACCAUGUUAGUCUCUGCUGUUGAGCAGCUCCAAGUAAUGGCUUCAAAGAGACAAUACAAGGAGGCAGCUGCACAAUUAGAGGCUGUGAACCAAUUGUGUAGUCAUUUUGAAGCUUAUAGGGAUAUUCCAAAAAUCACAGAGCUCAGAGAGAAAUUUAAGAACAUCAAGCAAAUACUUAAAUCACAUGUGUUCUCUGAUUUCUCGAGCUUAGGUACUGGGAAAGAAACAGAAGAAACUAAUUUACUUCAGCACUUGUCUGAUGCUUGUUUAGUUGUGGAUGCUUUAGAGCCAUCUGUUAGAGAAGAGUUGGUGAAUAACUUUUGUAGCAGAGAGCUUACAUCUUAUGAACAAAUCUUUGAAGGAGCUGAACUUGCGAAGCUGGAUAAAACAGAACGAAGGUAUGCAUGGAUCAAACGGCGAAUAAGAACAAAUGAAGAGAUUUGGAAAAUAUUUCCUCUACCGUGGCAUGUUCCAUAUCGACUUUGUAUUCAGUUCUGUAAGAAGACAAGGAAACAACUGGAGGAGAUCCUUAAUAAUAUGAAGGAGAAGCCAGAUGUUGGAACAUUAUUGUUGGCUUUGCAGCGAACUCUAGAAUUUGAAGAUGAAUUGGCAGAAAAGUUUGGGGGGGGAGCUCAAGGCAAAGAGACAGGGAAUGAUAUUGAAGAAAUCGGUAGAGGGGAAACUGGUCAAAAUGUUUCAGAUAUUCGUAAGAAGUAUGAAAAAAAGCUUGCUGCGCACCAGGAAAAUGGUUCUGAGGAAAAGAAAGGAAACAAAGAGUUGUCGGCACCUGGAGCUGGGUUCAACUUCCGUGGAAUUGUUUCAUCUUGUUUUGAACCUCACUUGACAGUAUACAUAGAACUAGAAGAGAAGACACUAAUGGAGAAUUUAGAGAAGCUUGUUCAGGAAGAAACAUGGGAUAUUGAAGAGGGAAGUCAAAAUAAUGUUCUAUCAAGCAGCAUGCAGUUGUUCCUUAUAAUCAAGAGGAGUUUGAAGAGAUGCAGCGCUUUAACAAAGAACCAGACAUUGUUUAAUUUGUUCAAGGUUUUCCAAAGAAUUCUUAAAGCGUAUGCUACGAAGCUUUUUGCAAGACUACCCAAGGGUGGCACAGGAAUUGUUGCAGCUGCUACGGGUAUGGAUGGUCAGAUAAAGACAUCGGAUCGAGAUGAAAGAGUGAUUUGUUAUAUUGUCAACUCAGCUGAAUACUGUCAUAAGACGGCUGGUGAGCUGGCUGAAAGCAUUUCCAAAAUAAUUGAACCUAAUUUUGCUGACACGGUGGAUAUGUCAGAAGUUCAGGAUGAGUUUUCUGCAGUUAUAACCAAAUCAUUAGUAACUCUAGUGCAUGGCCUGGAAACUAAAUUUGAUGCUGAAAUGGCUGCGAUGACUCGUGUUCCAUGGGCUACACUUGAAAAUGUUGGAGACCAAUCAGAAUACGUUAAUGGCAUCAAUAUGAUUCUUACUAGUAGCAUUCCAGUUCUUGGUGGCCUCCUUUCACCUCUAUACUUCCAGUUCUUCCUUGAUAAGCUUGCAUCAUCACUUGGUCCACGCUUCUAUGCAAACAUUUUCAAAUGCAAGCAGAUAUCAGAAACUGGAGCCCAACAAAUGUUAUUGGAUACUCAAGCUGUGAAGACAAUUCUUUUAGAAAUACCUACCCUUGGUCGACAGACAUCAGGUGCGGCUAGCUAUUCAAAGUUUGUAAGCCGUGAGAUGAGUAAAGCUGAAGCACUGUUGAAGGUCAUACUGUCCCCCAUUGAUUCUGUUGCUGAUACGUAUCGGGCAUUGUUACCAGAGGGAACACCUAUGGAAUUUCAGCGGAUUCUAGAGCUCAAGGGUCUUAAGAAAGCCGAUCAGCAAACUAUCUUGGAUGACUUCAACAAACAUGGGCCUGGGAUUACACAGCCUUCUAUCACACCACAAAUGGUUGCUGUUGCCCAACCAGCCCCAAGUCAUGCUAUUGCUUCAUUAAUGCCCAGUUCUGCUUCGAUUGGACUUAUUGCUUCCCGAGAGGAUGUGCUUACACGUGCAGCCGCGCUUGGAAGAGGUGCUGCCACAACAGGUUUCAAGAGGUUCCUUGCUCUCACUGAAGCUGCAAAAGACAGGAAGGAUGGGCCUUUUAGAAAGCUCUUCAACCCAUAACAGAAUGAGGCUCUCAUGUAGGACUGUAAACCACUUCUCUUUUAAUCUUUUCAGAAAUUUUUGUUCUUAUCUGAUUUUCCUGAGAUUUUCGACACAAACAGGAAAGAGAAAAAAAAUUGUAUAUUAUUUCCUUGAUAGUUUAAUAAGAAAUCCCAUAAUCUUUUUGUUCGUUAUGUGAGUGUGAUCUACCGCGUGAUCCAGAUUUGGACUGAAUAAAACAUCUGUUUUAUGUUAUAGUUGGAAUUGGUUAUUGAAAGAGGAUUUUCUCCAAA